Molecule: messenger RNA, 2331 nt
Organism: Bolinopsis microptera
Lineage: Eukaryota; Metazoa; Ctenophora; Tentaculata; Lobata; Bolinopsidae
Product: LIM homeobox transcription factor 1-alpha-like
Exons: 10
Coding region: 116-1648 (510 amino acids)
Biological process (GO): neuron differentiation; regulation of transcription by RNA polymerase II
Cellular component (GO): nucleus
Molecular function (GO): DNA-binding transcription factor activity, RNA polymerase II-specific; RNA polymerase II transcription regulatory region sequence-specific DNA binding
Source: RefSeq, a predicted model, not a curated record
GGUGACUUUGGUAAUUUUAGAUUUGGCGUAAGAUAUUACCUUAUAUUAAUAUACUGUCAAGUAACGGUACGUGCUACUGGGUUUCGUAAUCACUAAUAACUUAUCUAGUUAGUCUAUGCCGCCGCCCCUGUCCCACUGCAAUAUAUUUUUUAUUGUUUUAUUUUUAAACUUUGGGAAUCAUUUGCAGGUUUCUUUCUUUUUCUUUUGCUGGAGAUCUGCAGGAGACAUGAUCAUGAAUUUUUUGACGAGUUUGCACGAUGGUAUGACGGAGAGCUGUAAGAGGAAGUUCCCGGAUUUCAGAGCCUACAACAGCAGUUUUGUCCAGAGAGAUUUAAGGACCAUGGUGGAGAGCUCAUCAGUUCACUCUACAGUAAAAGAAGAGUCAGACCAAGUCCCUAGACCCCUUCUAGAUCACGUGCCAAGACCUUUAGAUCACGUGCCAAGACCUUUAGAUCACGUGCCAAGACCUUUAGAUCACGUGCCAAGCCCGCUAGACCACGUGUCAAGACCACUGGUAUGCAAGGCUACAGACCUUGUAAUGUGCAAUGUUCCUCCAACUACCAAGUCCCCUGUCUGUACCGCUUGUAGGCUACCGAUUGAAGAGAGUUUGUUGAUGAAAGUGAACGAUGUGUUCUGGCACGAACAGUGCCUCAGGUGCUGCCUGUGUAACGUUCCGCUGAGUGACUCAUGCUUCUUCGAUAAAAACCAGAGACUAUACUGCAAAGCUGACCAUUACCAGAGGAUACUAGACGCCAGCACGUGUUGCAUGUGUAGUGCGUCUAUCAGUGCUAACGACCUGGUGUACAGAGUGCAUGGCAGACUGUACCAUAUCAGAUGUUUUACAUGCUCUAGAUGUAGUUCUUCUCUGAGAAAAGGUGACGAGUACGUUUUGCACGGUAACGGAGAUUUGGUAUGUAAAGGCUGCUCAGACGAGGGGCUACGAGACCAUUUCUACCUGGGGGUAGACCCCACUUGUAGGAGGGACAGAAGGGAGGUUAAAAGACCCCGCACUGUACUCUCUAGUGUUCAGCGAAAAGUAUUUAAAGAAGCGUUUGACAGAACUCCCCGACCUUGCCGUAAGGAACGCGAGAAACUCUCCUCACAGACUGGUCUCAGCGUCAGAGUCGUGCAAGUCUGGUUCCAGAAUCAGAGAGCUAAGGUAAAGAAGCUGGCUCGGAGGAAGAUGAAUAAGCAGUCAGUAAACUCCGACUCAGACAUGGAGGAGAGAUGUUUGUACGAUAAAACUGGCGAAUCAAAAGUGACGUCAUCAGUUGAAGGUUACCCAGAGUCAAUUACCAGUCCUGCCAGUUGUAGCCUAGCUGAUCAGAGCUACACGAGUUUAGGUUCGCCUGGUGGUAUGAAACCUUUCCAAAACUGUCCUUAUGUGGAUAUUCACUCCCAGAUGCCUCAGCCAGACCUAACUCAACCUGACUCUUACCUCCUCCCACCCUCCCCCGACCACUCAAACCAGCCAAUCACAGAGCUGUACUCUUCACACGUGACCCAGAGCAGCCAAUCAGCAUCUAGUAACCUUGGCGACGCGUACAAUUCCCCUGGUUUCCAGAUGGACUCAAUUCAGAAGCUGCACAGUCACUCGCACACAUUCAACGGAGGACAUUAUUAUCAUAGUGACACUACAGGGAUUUAAUGGGCCUAAGCCCUAAAGUAAUUACUGUUUGGGACUAAUGCAUAAUGGGCCUUAUAGGGCCAUAACAUAACUCACAUGGUCGUAAUACGACCCCUAUAAUUUCACCUACCCGUACCGUGUGCUUACGCGUACUAUGUGACGCUGUUGUUUGCCGCGGGCCGCCGUAUGGCGGUCGUGCGAGAGGGCUUUAAUUUUAUUGGGUUUAUUGACGGAUGAUACUGAUAGUUUUAAUUUCUUCGAAACCAGAGGCACUGGCAAGUGCUAUGAAGUAGCGGGAGCCGGGUCAGUCCAUUAACAAAUAACGAUGGACAAUCUGGUAUAUAGAGCAAUCUGAAUCAUGUAAUUUUAAUUUUAUGAUACGCAGAACUUGGAACUGGUGAAACUGAAUUGAUUUCCUGUUUGGUUGUUCGCUGUUCAUGCAGCUCACGUCAUGGAGCUAUACACUUAGACUUAUUGAUCGCAAUGCAAGUUUUAGUGUUGAAGUAGAAAAUAAGAACCGUUUUGUGCUGUUGUCUAUUUAAUUAAUUUAGUGAUUAAUUAUUUUGAUGUUUGUUGGCUGACUACGGAAAUUAUCAAUAUGAAUACAGCCCUUCCUGACUGAAUUUUGUUGAUAUAUUGUUCCGCUAAUUGUGUUUUCCAAUACUUUGUAAUUGUUCUAAUAUAAAUGAUUAACGAUUAUUUCC